Punica granatum (pomegranate) is the source of this 752-nucleotide messenger RNA. Lineage: Eukaryota; Viridiplantae; Streptophyta; Magnoliopsida; Myrtales; Lythraceae. The record is from RefSeq and is a predicted model, not a curated record.
UGGCUUCCUCAAUGGACUGUCCGUCUUCUUUCGGCGGGCUGAGCGCUUGAAGAAGAAGACUGCUCGUCAGCUCGUCAAGUCUUUCACUGCUACUCUCUCUCUCUCUGUCCUCCAAGCUUCCAUCCAUGGCCAACAAUCCUUCGCAGCUCCUUCCUUCAGAGUUGAUCGACCGGUGCAUAGGUUCGAAGAUUUGGGUGAUAAUGAAGGGCGACAAGGAGCUCGUUGGCACCCUCAGGGGCUUCGACGUCUACGUGAACAUGGUCCUCGAAGACGUCACUGAAUAUGAAAUUACUGCAGAAGGUCGGAGGAUUACCAAGCUGGAUCAAAUCUUGCUCAACGGGAACAACAUAGCCAUUCUAGUUCCGGGUGGCUCCCCUGACUCGGAAUGAGAGGACUAUGCAGAUGUGCAGCUCUACUUCACUUGCCGUGUUUAAUAGAUGGACAAAUGGAGCAAGUGAAGCCUCUGGUGGCUCCUUCCGUCUCUUUCCUGUUUCUUCUUUGUGCCUUUUCUUCAAAUCGUUUGUAGAAUUGAAGAUGAGUUGAUUGUUAUUGUACCAUUUGGAUUAGGUUAUAAUGGAAGUAUGGAAUAGGAAGUUGCUUGUUUGAGGAUUGACCCUUGGGACUCGAGGUCUUAGUGUUCUGAUCAUGAAUAUUGAUGUGUUAGUGUUCUGAUCACGAAUAUGGAUGUGUUAGUGUUCUGAUCAUGAAUAUUGACGAGUGACGAUAUACAUGCUGCCCAUUCAAUUCCAGUA